Messenger RNA from Limanda limanda (common dab), 1125 nucleotides. RefSeq lists its product as uncharacterized. The transcript is spliced from 2 exons. The record is from RefSeq and is a predicted model, not a curated record. Bases 52 to 519 code for a protein of 155 amino acids. NCBI's taxonomy places the organism in Eukaryota, Metazoa, Chordata, Actinopteri, Pleuronectiformes, Pleuronectidae.
GCUUGUUUCUCUCACACACCAGGACGGGUGGGGUGCGCUUGUUUUGCAGACAUGUCGGUGACGGUGUGGUGUCUGUCGUUCCGCCAGCCGUACGCAGGUCUGGUUCUGGACGGGCUGAAGACGCUGGAGAGCCGCUGGAGGCCCCUGCUGGCCCCGCUGGAGAACCACACCCUGGCGGUCCACAUCGCCCGGCGGGACUGGGAGGGCGACGAGUGGCGGGCGGUGCUUCGCGGCCCACUGGGGAUGAACGAGGCUCAGAUCCAAGCGCUCCUGGAGUCCGGGGAGCGGUUCGGCCGCGGCGUGGUGGCAGGAUUGGUGGAUGUGGGCGUGACCUCGCUGUGUCCCGCCUCCAUGCUGGAGGAGGAGCUUCAGCACCUGGAGAGGGCGGCCCUUCUGGUUGGUCUGCAGGAGAAACACGUGACUCACCUGUCCAACCCUCGCUGGCUGAAGGAGCCUCUGAGCUCCCGAGGAGGUCGCGACCCCUGGACUGUGGAGAUCCCCACGGAGCUGUUGCCAUGACGACACGUGAUGCACACAGGUCCGGUGUUAAGUCGAGUGUUCACACCCGGUGUUAAAAUGUCCUGAAAGCGUCUCCUGGGGUCAGAUCUCACUUCCUGACCUGCAGGUGAACACCUGGUCCUCUGUGUUAAAGACCAGUCUCAGUUUACAGACGUGUGCGUGGGAGCAUUCCAGCAUUUGAAUGAAAGUAUUGAUCUGUAUCUUGUGAUCAGUUUUGAUAUUGUGACUCUUAGGACGUCAGCUGAGAGGACGUCCUUCAUGUGUGGACCAGGAUGGAUCUGAAAUGAGACUGUUAGAGGAUGUGGACCCAUGUGGUCUGGUGGGACCAGACCUUCAUCUGAUCGGAGUGUGUUCACACCUGAACUUUCGUUUUCCUCAGAGAAACAAUCCUACAGAUUUUUCCUGUUGCGCCACCUGCAGGUCCAACUGGACACUGCAGGUUUCAGCUCCUCAUCCUGUCGGCCAGACUCAAUAAAGUGAUGUAUAUUAAUUUAGCACGCUAAUAUAUCAUGCUAAUGUAACAGUCAACAUCUUGUAUUUUUUAUGAUGAAAAUCUAAACUGAGGGAAUAAAACAAUGUGAACAAAAAAUGUUUCUUCAAUAAAUC